CGGGUAUAUAAGCUCGUACGAUCACAACAGUCUAGCACACCGUCCUCACCAGUCGAUUUCUAGCAUUUGUUUCACAUCCUUCUGCAUCGCACCGUAGCUUAACAAUGUCUCUUUUCUUCCAUUAUUUGAUCUUACUUGGUUUGGGUGUUGCAAUGGGCAACAACUACAAGGCACCUUACCAUCAACCCAAAUACGAACCCAAAUAUGGGCCAGAGAUUCCCGCCUGUUCCAAGAACACCACCAAGAAUUGGUGCCUGGAAGAUUCCGAAUAUCCAGCCUAUGAAGUCGUUUACGAGCUGGACAAACAUUAUGAAGCUGUUGUGGCCUUGUACAAGAACGUCGUCGCCGAAACGGCCAACUCGGUCGAUACCCUCAGCAAAUUGGAACAGGAGACUUACCUUUGCCCCAGCAAAACUUCUUACGUCCAGCCGCUACGUGCAGUCAACACCAAAGGCAAAUGGCGUGUCAUCAUCAACAAAGUCGAAUCUUAUGGCAUCAAAUACGAUCAACAUGCCCGCAUUGAAGAAUGUGAAGAUGAUGCUGCUGGAAAGGCCUGCCCAUUGGUGCCCACCUGUUACGAGUCGAAAUGCCUGCAAAAGAGCAUUUACCACCGUUUCCUCGUCUACGAUCCUACCGAUUAUUAUUUCCCAUUCGCCAUUGAAACUUUCAAGUUGCCCGCAUCUUGCGCCUGUUUCGUUGGAGCUUUCAAACUGUAAAGACUUAUACCUCUCCCAAUCUCACGGAGGAGCGCAAUCCCAAGACUCACGGUGGAGCACAAAAGUUGGCGGUACCAUCAACAACAAAACGAAACAUGCAAAUGAAAGCAGUCUCUCAUCACCAUAAUACCGUGGCAUAUUUAAGAAUAAAGAUCCAAAGUAUUUACCUGAAA
Daphnia magna is the source of this 889-nucleotide messenger RNA. RefSeq lists its product as uncharacterized. The transcript is spliced from 2 exons. The record is from RefSeq and is a predicted model, not a curated record. NCBI's taxonomy places the organism in Eukaryota, Metazoa, Arthropoda, Branchiopoda, Diplostraca, Daphniidae. Gene Ontology annotation, biological process: innate immune response; central nervous system formation; regulation of Toll signaling pathway. Bases 105 to 716 code for a protein of 203 amino acids. Gene Ontology annotation, molecular function: Toll binding; growth factor activity. Gene Ontology annotation, cellular component: extracellular region.